Thlaspi arvense is the source of this 903-nucleotide messenger RNA. The record is from the annotation of a GenBank genome assembly. Lineage: Eukaryota; Viridiplantae; Streptophyta; Magnoliopsida; Brassicales; Brassicaceae.
AUGGUCAAGUCCUUUCGGAUCGUAAGGGAAGAAGAAACAGCUCUCCUGGUGGAGAAGAUUCGGAGCGCAUCAGUGGUGAAUCUUUCGGACAUGCUUCUUUCUCUCACCAAUAAUGUAUUGUGUAGGGUGGCCAUGGGCAGGAAGUAUUGGGAAGGGGACGCCAGUAAUGAGGAGGGUGUGUUGGAGAAAGUUGCUAGGGAGUUUGAUGAAUUCAUAGAGGCUGUGGUUGCAGAGCAUAUUGAUAGAAAGAGAAGGGAGUGCAAUAACGGUCGUGGCUCUGGUGAAAAAGAAGUAAAUGACUUCUUGGAUGUUUUGCUUGAACUUCAAAGUGAUGAUAGGGCUGGAUUUCCUAUUCACAGAGAUACCAUCAAAGCUCUGACCUUGGACAUGUUCGCUGCUGGGACUGAUACAAUAUUCACAGUUCUAGAAUGGACAAUGGCUGAGCUAUUAAAACACACAGAAUUCAUGAAGAAGUUACAAAAGGAGGUAAGGGACGUUGGUAGAGGCAAACGUUACAUAGCCGAGGAUGAUCUGGAGAAAAUGCACUACUUGAAAGCUGUGAUCAAAGAGUCUCCGAGGCUUCAUACCCCUGCAAUCGCAAGAGAUCCAUCAUCUUGGGAAGAUCCUGAGGAGUUUCGGCCCGAAAGGUUCCUUAAUAGCUCCAUAGAUUUCAAGGGCAAAGGUUUUGAGUUCAUCCCUUUUGGUGCUGGCCGGAGGGGUUGCCCUGGCAUAGUAUUCGCCGUGAAUGUGAUUGAACUUGCAUUAGCAAAUAUUGUGUACAGGUUUGACUUUUGUUUGCCUGAUGGAGCAAGGUUGGAGGAUUUAGACACGAUGAGUGAAAGGACUGGGACUACCAUCCAUAAAAAGAAUCCUCUAAUUGUUUUAGCAGCUGAACACCUCUAG